UCGCAGGGGCAUUUGCGAGGGACCUUUCUGCAAAAUCCAUGAUUCCCUCACCCGCAUCAACGACUGCAUCCGGAUCGGCUGCACUACACUUGAAUUAGGACGUUUGCCAGAUCUGCGGACGGACUCGUCGUUUUCCGUCGGAAUGAAAGCAUAGCGCGCGAAAUUCGCCCCUGAGAGAAGCUGGCUUUUGUUGAUCCAAUUCCAAGGCUACAGCGAAUUCGGUGAUCGCGGGGAGGUGUGCUGCGGUAGGCGCCUGCAGAAGAGGGCAUGACGUAGGGGCAGCUCCACGUGGGACCACAGUCGGAAAAGGCAAGGUCGUUAACCUGGAGUUGAAUAGUAUCCUGAUGGUGUGGGAUCGGGUGACCUAGUUUCGCGGGUCAUUGAUGGAGGUUUCGUCGCUGUUAUUGCGGUGCGGGCAGCGCAUUGUACUGUCAGGAUGUCUUCUUCGCUGGCUUGUGGCGUCAACCAUAAUGUGAUACAGAUCUAGAAAUUUAAUUUAUUGAGAUACCUUGCCACUUCUUUGGAACUUUGGAGUAGCCUCUCCAUGACCUGUGAAGCUUGUUCUCCGCACGGGUCUUGUAUUAAUUGUCAUUCCUAUUAAAAAGGACUUUAAGCAGCCUUUUAGACAUGAAAGAAAUGUUUUUGGACGUGAGAGAGGCUCAGAAAGACGCUGGCUUGAUAGUCAUGAGAUUCCUUCUCAAGAGCAUAAAGAGGAGCAUUAUGCAUCGGCACGCAUCGCCGCAGACUUCAAGUCUUGGACGACGGCUAAGAGUCCGAUCUGGAGCUAGUCUAAUUGGAUACUUUUGGAUGCUUGGAUACACGAGUGUUGUUCUAGGAGCGCUGUUUUCAACAGUUUUCUUUCCGGAAAUGCUCUCCAUGUUGCGGUCUCAAAGAAGCACCAUGCAGCCUUACAUGCUUUCUCAGCCAGGUGAUCAUGGAAUACAACCUAGAACCGAUGAACUGAGUUUGAAGCAAGAAUUCAGGUCCCUUCGCUUGUCCCAAUUGCCGAGUACGGACGUAGAGUCGGUGGAGUUCAAGAAACUUUGGAAGCCUCCUCCUAACCGAGGAUUCCAUCCUUGCGUUGAGCCUAGCGAGUCUUACUCAGGUCCAGGUAUAUCCAGAGGGUAUCUUCUGGUUCAAAGCAAUGGCGGUUUAAAUCAGAUGCGAGCAGGGAUUUGUGAUAUGGUGGCGGUUGCACGCAUACUGAAUGCUACGUUGGUUGUUCCGGAGCUUGACAAGCGAUCAUUUUGGCAGGAUUCUAGCAACUUCUCGGAUAUAUUUGAUGCGGAUCAUUUUAUAGCGGCCUUAAGAGGCGACGUUCAUGUGGUGAAAUCACUUCCUCAAGAAUAUUUAUUAGCACCUAAAGCCGCGAAACAGUUUCAAAGCUGGUCCAACGUAAAGUACUAUGUGGAUGCCAUUGCUCCUGUUUGGCGGGACUACAAAGUCAUUCGCGCUUCUAAAUCUGAUUCACGCUUGGCAAAUAAUGACUUGCCUGCGGACAUACAGAAGCUGCGAUGCCGUGUUCAUUAUGAUGCCCUCCGAUUCUCACGUGCGAUUGAUGAGUUUGGGAAGAAACUUGUAGAGAGAUUGAGAACAAAUGGACCCUACAUUGCUUUGCAUCUUCGGUAUGAGAAGGAUAUGUUAGCCUUCAGCGGCUGCACACAUGGUCUAACACACAAAGAAGCUGACGAAUUGACUACUAUAAGACAUACUACCGCCCAUUGGAAGGUUAAGGACAUCAACUCUACCGACCAAAGGGUAAAAGGGUAUUGCCCGCUGACACCAAAAGAGGUCGGGAUUUUCUUGAAGGCCUUGGGCUACCCGGAGACUACACCAAUUUACAUUGCUGCUGGCGAGAUUUAUGGUGGUGAUGAACGCAUGAAAAGCCUGCUUUCUCGGUUUCCAAAUGUUUUGCGAAAGGAGACCGUAGCCACGCCAGAGGAGCUUGCACCAUUCGUCAAUCACUCCUCUCAACUGGCAGCAUUGGACUACAUUGUUUCUGUGGAAAGCAACGUGUUCGUGCCUUCCUACUCAGGGAACAUGGCCAGAGCUGUGGAAGGACAUCGGCGGUACCUUGGGCACCGCAAGACCAUAACCCCAGACAGGAAAGAACUUGUAGCACUCUUUGACAAGCUAGACAGAGGAGAGCUCACUGAAGGCCCAGAGCUUGCGGAGACGAUCGCAAACAUUCACAAGCGGAGGCAAGGAGCGCCACGGAAAAGGAAAGGUCCCAUCACAGGUACAAAAGGAAGGGACCGGUUUAGGACGGAAGAGGCCUUCUACACAAAUCCUCUUCCAGAUUGUUUGUGUUCGGAGACUGAUCCAAUCAACAUAAAGCCCAAAAACUUCAACACGGAUAGGCAGCUUUUGAGCCAUGAUCCUCAAUGGAGGGAUGGCCACAAUUCAUGGCAAAGACACUAGCAUACCUCAUGCGCAGUCUUCUUCUUUUGUAAAGUGCAGUGCACUUUUGUAAUUUGCCUGAGAAUCUGUAAUGUGUAUUAAUUGACCCACACCGACCAAACAAUGGUGUUUCUCUCCA
Molecule: messenger RNA, 2539 nt
Organism: Physcomitrium patens
Lineage: Eukaryota; Viridiplantae; Streptophyta; Bryopsida; Funariales; Funariaceae
Source: RefSeq, a predicted model, not a curated record